Messenger RNA from Myxocyprinus asiaticus (Chinese sucker), 16476 nucleotides. It is a transcript of the gene bsna, whose product is annotated as bassoon presynaptic cytomatrix protein a. Bases 1 to 12309 code for a protein of 4102 amino acids. The transcript is spliced from 14 exons. Gene Ontology annotation, cellular component: cytoskeleton of presynaptic active zone; glutamatergic synapse; axon. Lineage: Eukaryota; Metazoa; Chordata; Actinopteri; Cypriniformes; Catostomidae. The record is from RefSeq and is a predicted model, not a curated record. Gene Ontology annotation, biological process: presynaptic active zone assembly; protein localization to synapse. Gene Ontology annotation, molecular function: structural constituent of presynaptic active zone; metal ion binding.
AUGGGUAAUGAGGCCAGCAUGGAGGGCGGUGAAGGGGACACUGUAGUGGGGAUGUCGGUUUCAGCACCGCCGGGCUCUGGACAGCUCAUGAAGCCCGUGAAUGGCGCAGCGGCCGGGGCUGGAGCAGCCCUCGAACACAGGGCGGGAAUGAAUAGGUUGGCUGAAGGGGGAGGGUCACCAUCAAGCCCUAAACUGAGCUAUGGAACUGGUAAUGAUAGAGGAUCAGGUGGUGACCUUGGCGUGGGUGGCAUGCAAGGAAGUGGAAACAAAAAAGUCAUAAAUGAUGGCCCUAGACAUUCCCAGACCUCUUCUACACAUCAAACUCAAAUUCAAACUUCAUCAGGGGCCAUGGGCCACAACCAAAGCCCUGGACAACACGCUUCCAGGCGCAGCCUUCAAGUGGACUUCAGUAGCAGUGCUGGGCGAAUGGGCCGCUCACAGUCAGUGUCUCCUGAUAGAGCUAGUGCACCAACUUCACCCUACUCAGUACCCCAGAUAGCACCUAUGCCUAGCAGUAAACUGUGUCCGGUCUGCAAUACUACAGAGCUGACAAGUAUUAUGUCGCCAAACUCCAACAAGUGUACACAGUGCCACACUACAGUGUGCAACCAGUGUGGCUUCAAUCCCAACCCACACCUUACAGGGGUCAAGGAGUGGCUCUGUUUAAACUGCCAAAUGCAGAGAGCCUUGGGAAUGGACAUGACUACACCAAGGUCCAAAAGUCAGCAGCAAAUACAUUCUCCCUCUCAUCAACCUAAGCCUGACCCCAUACCUAAGACCCAAACCUUAGCUCAGCCCACACCACAGCUACAAUUCCAAAUGCAGACACAGCCGAAAAUUCCUCAGCCUCAAACUCAGGCCUCCUCUGGGAUUCAGAGACAGACUGGUCCUAAUGGACCUAACCAGACUGGACUUCAUAGUGGACCACAAACUGGUCUCCAGGCACAAAAACAACCACCUCAAUUUGGAUAUUCUCAAUCAGGUCCCCAGUCAGGGCCCAAGGAUAUCCAUAGGCAGCGAGGGGAGGAAUUUGGACCAAAAAACCCAGAAAGGGUGGUCCAAGCAGGACAGCGAAUUCCUCAUCCAGGAGCAGUGCCUUUACCUGGCUUAGUUAAGGCACAAUCACAGUCAGAUCUGGGACAUGGAUCUCCAGUGCGCUUUGGAGGUCAAUUUGACAAGACCAGAAGUGCUGGAAGCUCCCCAGCCCGUCAACCACCAUUCCAAGAUACACCUCCUCAAGAUGGUCUAACCAAGCUAUUUGGCUUUGGGGCAUCUCUCCUAAGCCAGGCAAGCACACUCAUUUCUGUUGACCCUCUUCCUGGAUCCUCACAGCAGCCUUCACCUACCCAUAACCAGAGUGCCCAAGGCUCAAGGGUGGCCUUUAGUGAUGCUUAUACUGGAGCCAGUGCUAAAACUUCAACAGGACAACCUGGCACUGCCAAAAUAGGCCUAGGAGGUGGUAUUUUCCCUAAAAGUCCUGAGGCUUCCCAGCAGAAACAACCUCUGCAGCAACAGUCACCAGUGCGCCAUCAAAAAGGGUCAAAACAACAGCAGUCACUAACUCAACAAAGGGCACCACAACAGCAGCAGCAGUCACCACUGAAGCAGCCUCAGCCAGCUAUCCAGAAGCCAGACGUUGCCUGCCCACUAUGCAAGACUGCGUUUAACGCUGAAUCAACAGAACCACCCAACUACAAGUCCUGCACCCAGUGCAAUAUACAAGUGUGCAAUCUUUGUGGUUUCAAUCCCACUCCUCAUCUUGUGGAGAAGAAAGAAUGGCUUUGUCUGAACUGUCAGACGCAAAGACUGAUGUCUGGUGGGCUUGACCCUCUCCCUGUUCCACAUUCAUCUCCCAACCGCCAAUUAAUGGGCUCAACUAAACACCAGCCAGUCUCCAUUCAGCAAAAGCAAGGGAACAAGGCAAUAUCAACAAAGCAGAAAUGUCCAGCUUCUCAAAAGAUUGGUCUCUCUGCCUCCAUGGUGAGACCAAGUGAUAUAAAAACUUCUACACAGCCUACCACAACUACAUCAGCUCCAACUUUCACCACUACUACAAUUAUUGUUGAAGAUCAGAGGAAGGAAACUACACCCAAAAUGGAUAAGAAGGCUGACCUUGACAAUAAGGAAAAUAAACAUACUCAGAAUAAAGAAACAACAGAUCCAAUUCAGACUUCUGCUAAAGAUGAAAAGAAAGAAUUACAGAGGUCCAGAUACUAUGAGGAAACCAAAAAGACAAACAGCAACCAUGAUCUAUCACGGAGCCCACAAAGUUUGAGUGACACUGGCUAUUCCUCUGAUGGGAUCUCAAGUACACAUAGUGAGAUCACUGGCCUUAUCCAGGAGGAGGAGCUGAAGAUGAGUGAGAGAAGUCAGACUGAGCACUAUACACCACCAAGCCCAUCUGAGCUGAUUAAGCUGGAGAGCUCCAUGCGACCCCUUCUAGAGUUAAAAGUGUCAUCUGAAGGGGAAAGAAUACAGGAUAAGAAGCAAGGAAAAGUGCACCAUGGCGACAUUAGAAAGCAUCGGUCUCGCUCAAUAUCAAUAAGUACAGAGGAAUAUGACUAUGAUGAGGAUCAUGAAGGUAUUACAGAAGAGGAAGAAGAUCCAGCUGACUGGGAUGCUAAGCUACAGCUCAGAGCAAUUGCUGCUUUAGAGGAGAACAGUAGCAAUAAAAAGAGGAACUUUGAAUCAGAAGAGAUUACUGAUGAAGAAUUUAUGAGAAGGCAAAUCAUGGAGAUGAGUGCAGAUGAAGAGAAUGAGGAUGAGGAUGAAGAAGAGGAAAUGGAUGAAGAGGAAGAUGAUGAGGAUGAAGGUUAUGGCUACAAAAAGCCAAAAAAGACACAAAAGCACAUCAGUGACUCAGGAAAAGAAAAGCGCCGUCUCACUUAUCACUCUAGUAGCUUUGAGGAGGAGAGCAAAACAACAAGUGAUGUAUACAAAGGAUCAGCUGAAGAGGACCUCAUGGCCUCCCAAGGUGGCUUACGCAGGUUUAAGACCAUAGAACUGAACAACACCAACAGUUUUAGUCGAGACAUGGAAUUAAACAAUGACAAUGACCUAAGUCUGGACCGAGAACCUGAGCUGGAGAUGGAAAGCCUCACUGGUUCCCCAGAAGAACGUUCAAGAGGGGAAUAUUCCACCACCCUACCACCAACCACAUCAAGCUACACCUCAGGGAUAUCCCCUACUUCCAUAUCCUCCAUGGAAGAUGACAGCGACAGCAGUCCUAGCCGCAGGCAGCGACUGGAGGAGGCAAAACUGCAGAGGAAGGCCAGGCAUCGCUCCCAUGGCCCCCUAUUACCCACUAUUGAGGAUUCCUCAGAAGAAGACGAACUGAGGGAAGAAGAAGAACUCCUGAGGGAGCAGGAAAAGAUGAGAGAAGUGGAACAACAGAGAAUACGAAGCACUGUCCGAAAAACAAAACGUGACAAAGAAGAGCUAAGAGCACAAAGACGCAGAGAACGGUCCAAAACUCCCCCCAGCAAUCUAUCCCCUAUUGAGGAUGCUUCUCCAACAGAGGAACUGAGACAGGCAGCUGAGAUGGAGGAACUCCAUCGAUCAUCCUGUUCAGAAUACUCUCCUUCAGCUGACUCAGAUUGUGAGGAUUAUGAAAUGUCAUCAAAGCUGUACAAAUCUGGCAGUGAGUACAACCUACCAACAUUUAUGUUACUUUAUUCUCCUACUGAAAAACCACAAACUACAUCUUCUACAGCUACCAUAACUACUUCCUCUAGUGGCAAACAAUUAAAAAGUGCAGAAGAAGUAUAUGAAGAGAUGAUGAGGAAAGCAAAGAUGCUACAGAAACAACAGAAGCUGCAGCAACAGCAGCAGUCAGGCUCAGGCCAGCAGUACAGCACAAGCUCAUAUCAAGAGUCAGACAUCAGAAACAGACAGGAGUAUGAUGAUAAAUAUGAUUAUACUGAUCAAGAUGAUAUCAACUAUGACAAUGAAGAGACCGUGGAUAUCUAUGAAGAGAUUCGCCAGACCUCACAAAACAUUUCAAAGCAGCUUGAUGACCAAAUGGAGAUGGAUAAUUCCUACUCAGAAAAGCAUUUACUAGAUACAGGCUCGGCCUUUGCUAAGUUGAUGGAACAAAGCAAUGCUUUACUGACUCCUGGCACAAGCCCUACCCAGCUCUCAGCACCAGUAUCAUUUUCUGAGACUGGGACAGGAGGACGGAUUCCUGAUGUCAGAGUAACUCAACAUUUCUCUAAAGAUGGGCCCAAAGACAGAAUUCAACAUCAAACUGGUAAAAAUGGUAUUACACCAGCAGCUGCUGCCACAACUAUUGCUGCUUAUGGAGUGUAUGCCAGGGAUAAUGUCACUGUGUCUCCAACUAGUGCCAGUCAAACAGUGUCCACCACACAACCUUAUGUAUAUAGUCAGCAAACAGGGAACACUUCUGUAACCACCACUAGUGUUUCAAAUGUGAUUCAUAAAAUAACUGCAAUCACUCAGGCUUACAACCAAAGAGAUGCUGUAAGGAAAAUGGAAAUCAGCAAAGGAGUCAAAAUGAGAGAUACUGCAACAUCCUCAGAAACUAUAAUUGAAUCUGGCACAGGUUCAGUUAAAGGUUAUACUUACCAUGAAAGGAGUCCACCUCUUUCUUCUACUUCCUCUCCUAUUCAUAGUCCAACAAGAUCCUCUUCUAGGAGAACGGCUGAGCUUUCAACUCAAACUGUUAGCCCUUCAUUGUUAGUUUCCCGUGUAAAUGCUUCUCAAACCUCUCCAGUUAUGGCACAGGGCACUCAGACGCCACAUAGGGUUGUCUCAUCAUGCUUCUUUAGACAACAGUCCUCUCAAGAUACUCCUUUCAUGACGGGAACAGAAGAGUUUGAACCCACUAACCCACCAAAGCCAAUUACAGUUAAUACAGCUACAUCUCCAUUGUCUUCACCAACAAGGUUUAGCCGUCAGUCAACAUUUGAUGCCUACUCACCUCCUGUCAGCCCUCCUGAAACUCCAACACAUCAACAAUCAGCUCAGCAUGGUUUCUACAAGAGCUUAAAGGCUGAAAAAGUUAAUGUUGGAACAAGCACGGUCACCACUGCUAGCAUGUAUACACGUGGAUCACUGUCAAUGGAAAACAUAUCACUUUGUCACAUUUCCACAGUUCCUGGUACCUCAAGAAUUGAGCAAGGACAAAGGUUACAGAGUGGGAGUGUAGUGGAUCUAAGAACUGCCAUAAAGCCAACACCAGUUAUCAUAACUGACCAAGGAAUGGACUUGACUUCUUUGGCAACAGAAUCCCGAAAGUAUUCUGGCAGUGUUGAAGGAAGUCCUAUUCGUCAAUCCACAACGAUUCAACCCUUAAUAAUGAACUUGAAUACACAGGAGCAGCUGCAUGUUGUGACCUCAACAGCAACAACCAUCAGUGUUACAGUAGCUGCUUCUAUGUUCAUGUCCCAGCCUAAGCAGACUGUACUAUAUUGUGAUCCUCUUGAAAACAGAGUUGAUUUGGGCACAGGUUUGGGAAAAGUAGUUUGCCUUGCACCAAACAAACCACAACCAACUGAUCCAUAUAUACCACAGAUUGAUGCCAAAUUGGAAGACCUGAGUAUCCAGCAACAGCAGUUACUUAAACAGCAGCAGAAGCUUCAACAGCAACAACAACUUCUUGAGCAGCAACUUCAGCAACAUCAUCAGCUUCAACAACAACAAGCUGUCUCUUUUGCAAAGUAUAACUCAUCCAGCCAUCUUCCUCUAUUCAAAAAGGACAUGCUUGUCACUCAGAAAAGCACUGCCACAGAGGUUAAUGCCAUAUCUCCAGCUAUGGCCUCUGAGGUUUAUAGUGUUGGAGGUCCUCUUGAGUUAAGGAGGAAGCAAGCAGAGAUCAUGAAUCUAACAAAUGUCAAGCCGCAUUUCAUAAUGGUUCAGAUGGAUGGUGCUGCACAAGUAGCUACUGUCACACAACUCAUCAAAUCAGAGGAAGGCCAUGGUGUAGUGGAUCUAACAGGGCAAAUAAAAUCAGAGAAUCAAGUGACUUGUUGUGACAUGGUUUAUAACCUGCCCUUUGGUGGCAGCUGUGUGGGUGGUCCAUUCUCCCAGAAACCAGUCACAGAUGAGACUACUAAGCCAUCAUCAAAAGCACCUUCUGUACUACCACAGCUCUUUCAGCAACUUGAUUUGCGGCAAGACGGAAAGACGUACCAAGAUUAUGCCAUUAAAUCAUACACAUUGCCUCUCCCAAGACGACUUCAGCCAUCAAUGUCCGAAAAGAACCUUGCAGAUGUAGGGUUGUCAUCAUAUUCAGCAAAGCUUGAUCCCCAUGUCCAAGCCUCAGAAUUAUCCACUGACAUGUUAAAGCAUUGCUAUGAAAGAGGAUACCUUGGAAUGGGGCUUCAAUAUGGUUCCUACACAGAUCUUCGUCAGGGUGAUGUUGCAGCUCUACCAAUUAGGAGGUACAGCUCACUGUCCAACAUCAGCACAGACUAUGGAUAUUUCUCAGGUGAUUUUGCAGAGUCUAAUCUUGCCCAGUAUAGUGCUACAACUGCCAGGGAGAUAAGUCGCAUGUGUGCCGCUCUUAACUCCAUGGAUAGAUAUAGUAGCAACCCAGACAUUCUGCAGCUGAGUACUGGAGGAAGUAGUGGUCCACCUAGUAGAAUUAAUAUGUUGCAAGGUCCAAGACCUAACUUUAAGUACAGUACAGAUGUUAAGCCUCUUUCCCAUAGCCAAGCUCUAACUGAUCUCAUCAAUGCAAGACAAGACAGUCUUCGAGCUAUGUAUCCAUCAGCUAUUAGACCAGCUGAUGGUAUGAUCUAUUCAACUAUAAACACACCCAUUGCGUCCACAGUCCCAAUUACUACACAGCCUGCUUCUGUGCUGCGGCCUUUAUUAAGAGGGGCAUACAGACCAUAUCCUGCACCAAAUAUGACACCAGUACCUCUGGCAAGCCUAACCAGAUUGCCAGUAGCUCCAAGGACAGGACAGGCACCUUUCCAAUAUUCUACACCUAAUCCUCUCUCUGUUGCAACUUCUACAAAAGUGAUUGAGUCUCCUGCUAUCACAACAUCCCAAGAUACUCCAUUGUACCUUGGCAAGUCUCCAGUAAGCUUAUCAGCAGCUGAGACUGUUACACAACCAAUUCAGACCUAUCCUUUACCUGAUGGCCCUACCUCUGUUCCUGUUUCAACACAAAUGUUUGCACCAAUGACCCAACCUGAAAUCCAGUUGCAGCCAAUAAAUCUAUCUAAGACCCACCUUCCAGCCAAGGCCACUACCCAGCCUCUUAUACAACACCAAAUACCACAAGCUAAACCAUCUGCUCAUUCCUAUCCUCCAAUGCAUUGUCAUCCUACUGCUCAGCACAAAACAAAGCCACCCCCAUCAACUGAAGCUGGUACAGCUGCUGCUCUCAGUCUUGCUCCGAACCAAGAAAAAGAAACAGAUGAAAGACUACAUCAACAGCAGGAACAGUUUUUGCAACUAGAAAGAGAGAGAGUGGAACUGGAAAAAUUACGACAGCUCAGGCUUCAGGAAGAGCUCGAGCGGGAGUGUGCAGAGUUGCAAAGGCAUAGAGAAAAAGAGCACAUGCUAGUGCAGCGAGAGAUUCAGGAAUUACAGACUAUAAAGCAACACGUUUUGCAGCAGCAGCAAGCUGAGAGAGAAAGCCAGUUAGUCCUGCAAAGAGAGCAACUAGCUCAACAAAAACAGCAGCUUGACCAGAUACAGUCUUUGCAACAACAGCUACAGCAGCAACUUGAGGAACAAAAGAGACAGAAGACUGCAACUGUUGUUUCUGCAGCCAAUGCAAAUACCCAAGUCCUCAGUGACCAAGCUAGCAGAAUAAUUCAGCCACAGGAACUGGCCUCAGAUGUGUUGUAUAGUGAUGUUCAAGUUUUCUUAAGAACACUGCCCAAUUCUGCUUCAGAGAUGUGCUUGAGAAAUUGUGAUGAUCAGACAGAAAUCAGGUCUAUGCGUAAACAAAGAUCUAUGCCUCGUCUACAGGAUGGAACUGAGGGAGAAGUUACAAUGUUCCCCUUGCCUCAAAGACUAAAAGACAGUAGUGUACAAACAGAUGAUGAAGAUGGAGAGGAGCGGUACCUGGUGUCUAGAAGAAGAAGGACUAGGCGCAGUGUGGACUGCAGUGUUCAGACAGAUGAUGAUGAAGAUAAGGCAGAGUGGGAACAGCCAGUGAGACGGAGACGCUCCCGUUAUUCCAGACAUUCUGGUGAAUCUGGUGUAGACCAUAAAUCCGAAGUGCCUCCAUUUACUACUUCAUCUGCUAAAGCUGCAUCUUCCAGCAUUGCCAUCCAAACCAUUCAAGACUGCUCUUGCCAAACAGAAACAGAUAGAGUAUCCCCAAGCAUACAUGUUACUGUGCCAGACCCCAGCAAGGUUGAAAUAGUCCACUAUAUUUCUGGUCCUGAGAGGACACAGUUGGGACAAAGCUUAGCAUGUCAAACUGACCCUGAGACCCAGUCUCAAAGCAUAGUUGUUCCACAGAUAAGCACUGCUACCACUGUCAAUCCCACCAGUGUCCAGUUAGUCGGUUCUGCAGAUCCAUUUUCUCUGGGUCAACAGAGUGUUAUAAAGUAUGGGAGACGGAGACCUGACCCUUUGGAGUUUGGCUACCAGCAGCAUCACAUGCAUAAUGAGACUUUGUCCAGCUUGAUCCGGCAACAACCAAAAUCACCACAGGUGCUGUAUUCCCCUGUUUCUCCUCUUUCUUCUCCACAAUGCAUCAUAGAAACAUCAUUCUCUUCUAGUGAGAGGCUGAAUAAAGCCCAUGUCACCCCGCAGCAGAAGUCCUGUAUUGCUGAGCCACCACAGAGACAUCAGGCCCUUCCCCGGCCAAUGAAGAAUAUCCAAAGAUCUAUGUCAGACCCUAAACCUCUCAGUCUCACUACAGAUGAAACUACAAAGGCUAGGAUUUCCCUUUAUCAACAACAAGCUCUUCAGAGUCAGCUGGCAGCCCUGCAGCAGAGCUCACUCUUAAGGAAGGUGAAAAGGACCUUGCCCAGCCCUCCACCGGAAGAAAUACAACUGCCUUUGGUCACCCCUAACCUAUCCCAAAUGUUUGUGCCCUCUUUGCCUUCUCUGAAAUGUGGUUCCCGCUUGGCUGCAAAAGCCAGUCUCCUAAAGGACCUGACCCAUGAGCUGAAGGCUGUUGAGCAGGAAUCUACAAAGCUACGCAAGCAGCAGGCUGAGUUGGAGGAGGAGGAAAAGGAAAUUGAUGCCAAGCUUAGAUACUUGGAGUUGGGCAUCACACAGAGAAAAGAAACAUUGGUCAAGGAGAGAGAGAGGAGAGACCAAGCAUACCUGCGCUGCAUGGGUGACUCUCGAGACUAUAUGUCUGAUUCUGAGCUUAAUAACCUUCGUCUGACAUCUGCGGCCACAUCCUUUGAGAGCAAUGGGCUACUGACCAGACCAAGCAUGGCACCACUCAGCCAGUUUACUUGUGAGCUGAACACUGCUGCCCAGUUUCCCCCCACAUCAUCAUUUAUGUCGUACCAGUACCCACAAAGUCUCCCAACAGCACCUACCCCGCAGGCCUCAACAUUGCAGGGCUCAAUUUUCAACCAACCUCCCUAUCCAUCAGUCACCCAAGCCCAAGCUCUCCCCCAGCCCACCCUGUUGCAGACUUAUCCAGUCCUAUCCUAUCAGGUCCAAGGGUCUUUCCCUUCCCAGGGCUUUUCCCAGAGCCAACCUCCAUAUCCAACAGACACUUCAGUGCCACCUCCAACACAGCCAAGCCAUCUAGAGUUCCAGCCUACCCUACCACCUCCUGGUCCAAAUGCUUAUCCAACCCAUAGUACACCAUACCCAAGCCAGGCACCCCCCUACCCAGUCAGUCAAGCAAGCACUUAUCAGCCACAAACAGACACUCUCACUUUUCAUCAAAAGCCACGACAGACAUCCAUUGCCGACCUUGAACACAAGCUGCCCACUAAUUAUGAGGUUAUAAACAAUCCCACAGUCACAGUAACAACCACUGCCCAAGAUACCAGUUACAGCCAGUCUGGUUUGGGUCCAUCUUAUGGCCAAUAUAGCACAAAUAUGGCAAGCACUUAUGCUCCCUACUCUGUUUCUGUUUCAAAUACUUAUAGUGGGUCUUUAACAACUCCAGCAACCUCUGCUUAUGGGCCAUACACAACAGUCUUAUCCAGUAGUUAUGGGCAGUACACAACAACUUUUGCAAAUACUUAUGGACAUACAGUAACUACAACUAGUUCAUAUGGGCAAUAUAACACCACUGUUACCAACACAUAUGGGCAGACAACAUUAUCUGACCAUAUGCACUCAGUGGACAGCCCCUUUAUGUACAGCAAUGAAGGCCUAUAUGGAUCCUCCAACCUAGAGCAGAAUGUCCCAAGGAAUUAUGCCAUGAUCGAUGACAUAUGUGAAUUGACCAAGGAGGGUAUGGGCACUACUUCAGACUCGCAUCGCAAUGAGGGUCAUGGGCGCUACGGAAGCGAUGGACUUCACGCUCGAGGAGGGAGCUCCUUUGGCAGACCAGAGGACGAACGUGAUGCUGAUCUGUACAACCAACACCAUGGCAGGGGUAAGAGCACCGGCAGCUACCAAGCACAAGGGGCAAAUACGCAUGGCCGGGAGGUGGGAAGCAGUAGCGUGGGUGGGGGAUCAUCAUAUUACUAUGAUGACUACAGACACUCAGCACCUACACGAGCAGCCCAGAGGCUCUUCUCAAAGAGCCUGUGCCCUCCAGCCGUCAUGUCCUCCAGGAGGAGCAAACAUCGUAAACAAGUCAUUGAGCAGCAGAUAUCCAAGUUUUCCCCAAUUGAGGAGACUCAUGAUAUGGAGGCUGAUCUGGCCUCUUACACCAUUAGCACCUCUACAACCAGUGGUUAUGGCUCAGGUUCUCAUGACCAUAAACUUCAAGAUGAUGUCUAUGGGCUACGGAAUGCUUAUAAUCCACAAUGGGGCUACUAUAAAGAUGAACGUCUCUAUGGCUAUGGCAGGUCCCGUUCAACCGGUUAUGACAUGGACAAAAUUUCAUCUUGUGAGAGGGGCUACAGAAGCAGGUCAUUUGAACGAGACUGUACAGACCGGUCGUACAACAGCAACUGUGGCCACAGUGUGCGCCCCACUUUGCAUUCUCAAUAUUCCGAAAAAGAGAGCUCCCGCAUCAUGGCAAAUCUCAUGGGUGUUGGCAGGGCCUUCAACUAUCCAUCAAAUUCAUAUGGUUCAAGUCACUCACUUCCUGAUGUGCAGGACCAUAUUCGAGACCUGCCUCAGACCCAUGUCUACAAACCAGAUGAUAUGUAUAUAAUUGACGAUAUGCAUUGUGCUGUUUCUGACAGCGAAGCUUACAAUCUUGGUCAAGAGGAGACAGACUGGUUUGAGAAGCCGCGUGAUGUUCGUGGUUCCCGUCACUAUGGCAGCAGUGGUCAUUCUGGGAGGCGGGGCCAUGUCAAGCACACAUACCAAGACUAUGAUGAGCCACCAGAAGAUCUUUGGCCACAAGAUGAUUAUGGCCAUACCCAUCACACAUCCUCUAGAGAACACCGCCACCAUGGCAGCGGAAGUUCUGGUAGGCACUCCUCCUCACGCCACUCAGAUGAGCUUCGUUCCUCUCGAUCAUCACGUUCCUCCAAGGAUCCAUCCAUGCGGCAUGACUCCCGCUCCUUGUCAUCUUCAGGGAGAAGGGGAGAGUCUCGCUCUCAGGGCUACAACUCUUCAGAUUAUUCCCGUGACACCUCAGGCCACCACCAUAGCUCCCGCUCUGGAAAACAGUCCACCCACCAUCAGGGAUCCUCCAGCAGGAAGCAACAGGACCACCCAUCUUCCUCCAGGCAGCCAGGAUCUCUCGGGCCUGGACAGAAGGGUCCAGGUGGAACUUCAAAUUCAAGCAGACAAGCUAGUUCCCAGCCACCUGUUGAUGGGCAGCAGCAAGGUCAGCGGACACAGCUCCAACAGCAGGCACAGACAUCAACUGCCAGACCAGGGCCACAGACAUCUUCCACAGGCACAGCACAACCACAGUUAGUUCAAGCCCAGCAACUACAAGCCAAACCUGGCCAGACUGGGCCAUUGGCUCGGCAACCUAGCUCAGCAGCACAGACAAAUACAGCAGCUCCACUGAAGAUUAAGCCAGAGCCUGCCACUGCUAUUGGAGCAAAAGCAGUCCCCAUUCACCCUGCCAAAACAGCCCAACCCCCGCUCACAGGAAUAGGUUCCAAGGCUGCUCCAAGGCCUGGUGGAAUAGGCAGUGCUGCUGCAGGUCAACCGGGUGUAGAGGGAGAAAGCAUGCUGUCUAAACUUUUGCCUGGAGGGGCUGCCGAGCAGGCUGGCAAAUUAGGAGAAGCCAUCUCUGGAUUUGGCAAGAAAUUCACCUCCUUGUGGUGAAGUAGUACAACUGAAGGUUCAUCUAAAAUUGACAGAAGAUGUUGAAAGGCUUUGCACUGGAAAAACCUAUGAAGUUUCCUUUUUUAUGUUUUAAUUUGAAGAGAAAGAAUAGGCCAUUCGUGAAAUACAGAGAGGGAGAGAAACAAUCUGGUUGUUCUGCCAAACAGGAAUGGAAUCACAGGACUUCACCAACUCAAGGUCUGGGUCAUGAUUCAAGGGAGACAACACUGUUCCCUCUGAAGCCAUACUUUUGUUGGAAGCUCUGAAUCCAAAAGAACAGCCAAAGAUAUUAACAGCCCACUUUGAAAACUCCAGCUCCAAACAGCAUCCACCUCCUGACCUACAGAACACAGUAUAUGACGGCAGUGGAGAGCGAUGACAAUAUUCACAAUAUUAACACAUUCGACAGAUCAAAUGUCUGUGUAGCUUGAUUAUCCUCAAAUGAACUUGUUACUAAAGUGUAUUUCUCGAAAAAAGUUCAAAUAUUCUCAGUCAAAGAGGCACUAGCAAAGAACUGUGAUUCCAGAUUUCUCUUGUUACUUUGGGAAACAUACUUCACUCCCCUCUCAGGAAUGGAAGAAAUAGCAAUGUUUGAACAUUUAGCAAAACUUCAUAGGUUUUUCCUAAAAAUAUUUUUUUUUUUCUUUCAACUGAAUACAUUUAGACAAGAAAAAAAAAAAAGAAAAAAAAAAAGAAAAACAUUAACAAAGUUAUUAAAAUGUGUCUCUAUGCUAAGUCCUUUAACUCAACAUUGCAGAAUGGGAAAAAAAUGCUAUUGUUUUACUUUGUUUUUGUCUUCUUUCUUCUUCCUUUUGCUAUGUGCUUUAAAAGUGUAAAGUGGACUCGAAUUGCAUGGAAUCCAAGACCUAACACUGUUCAGUAUAUCAAUGAGAGUGAAAAUAAGGAUAUGUAUUUACACUGGAACAGAGGGAAUAUGAGGAAGAGGACAUAAGGAAUUCUAGGAUGAGCCCAAAACAUGAGACUGAAAUCAUUACUUAAGAAUAAUUUGAAUUUUGGGAAACAUUUACAGGUUCUGACCAGUCAGGUCUUAUCUAUUCUUCGUCUGUUCCAAGGCAUUGUCUGUUCCAGACUGAAGAUGGUAUUUUUACAACCACCUUACGAUAUUGGCAUUUGUUGGUGGUUAUUUAUUUAUUUUUUGUUUGUUUAUUUUUGUUGUCCGAUUGACAUAUUUUUCUAUUCACAAUCGAUAUAUUUUUCGCAUUGUUUGUACAUAGAAAUCAAAAAUACAGACUAAAAAGUUUAAUUCUAUUUUUGAAUUAAAAUCUUUUAUUAUUAUUAUUAUAACUGUAUAACUGUUUUAAGUUUAUUCAUUUGUUCAAUGCGGUUUUGAAGUCAUUGUUACUGUUUUACUUGUUUAACUUUUUGUUUGGUGGAGUUUAUACAUUUUUCUGUAUAAAUAUAGAUCAAAAGCAAUAGUGGAUGGUGAUCAGUAAAGAGCACAAUUGUUAGAUGUUUUACAAUAGUGAUCAGGAAAGUGAUAUUUGUCUGUAAAGCUGUAACAUUACUGUAGGGUUCAGGAUCACUGUCUAUGAAGUCAUUAUGAUAAAAAGUGAUACACAGUCUCUUAAUAUAAUAACACAUUAGGUGUCAAAGCCAUGAUAUGUUUUAAAAGAUUUUUUAAAAUAAUAGUAAUUAUAAAAAAUAAAAAAAAAAAAUAAAAAAAAAAACACUAAGCUGGGGGUGGGGGGGGGAUUAAGGGAGUUGCUUAAUGGAAUGUUGGAACUUGUUACAAGUUAAGUAGAGAUUGCAUGUUCUGAAAAAAAUAGUUCUUAAUACCGCUUUGUGUUCUAAUGAUACGUGUGAAUGAUUUUUGAUGUAAGUAUACAUCUAGAUUUGUUAUCAUUCCAAAAAAUUUCGAGCAACAUUUAGACAAAAAAAGAAAAAAUAGUUGGAGGCAACUUUUUCAGACCUUCUAUGCAAUGAUCUUCUUGCUUGAAAAUAAAUGGUUGUCAGAGCAGUGAGACAAAAAAAUAACAAGUCCAAGAAUAGCUAGGUAGUAGUUUAAUGUUAUGUUAUUUAGGUGACUGAUUUAUUUGUAUAUCAAAAACUGUAAUGUAAAUAAUCAAUCUGGAUGGAACAUUUGUUUCCCCAUAUUUGUGGCCUGCUUCCCGUUUUCUGGCAUUUUCUUUGCACUUUUGACAUGGAGCCAAUUAGCAAAUAAUUAGCCACAGAAAUGAACAAAGUACAACCAUUUUUCACUAUCCACGGAUGAUUGUUGUAAGAUGGAGGUCAUAUGAAAGGUGUUUCCAUACUUUAUGAUGCUUAGCUGCCUGUUGGUGCACUAAUUAUUAAUUGGAAAUGACAAAAUAGACAGUGUAUGACAAAUUAUGUGAAAAAUAAAGCUGACACAAAGAAUUAGAUGAGCCUUAUUAAUAUGAUACAUUUUUAUGAAAUCCUAAAUGUAUACAUAACAAAAACAAAGUUUUGUGUUUUUAGUUUCAUGCACACUGAUCUGGUCUUAAAUUAUAUUUUCUGUUCUUGCCCUAUGACAUUAUUUACAGGCCAUACGAAAUUGUGCAUUAUAUUACAGUUAUAUAAUGUAUUAUAUUACAUAAUAUUACAAGUGAAAGAUCUAGUAGGACAACUUGUGAAAGAUAUUUUCCAAAUUGUUUGGACAUAUCUGUGCGGUCAGAAAGGCUCCCGUGUUUUAGAAGAAAAUACAGCGAGCCAAACAACACAAAGCCACCCAGUUAUACUUAUGUCUCAAAUUAUAUUAGUUUAUAAAUUAAUAUGUAUAUAUAUUUUCAAUUAAAGGAUCUAUAUAACUUUACAUAAAUCAACCAUUUUUAUUAAACAAUUAAAUACAAUAAAUGUGACAAUAUUGUAUAAAAGGAUUAAAAUGUAUAUGGGAUAGUACAAAAGAGAGUAUAUAAUGCACAGUUAUAUAGCAAUGUUGCAAUGUAUAGAACACACAGGCCACACUGCCCCACAACAAAAUGGUAUUAAUAAUAUUAACUAUCAUUAGAUAUGACAAAUUUUGCAUCUCAAUGAUUUUUAUGUUUGAUCCUUUUCACCUCAGGAAAACAGAAUCAAUGCACCCAGGGGAGAUAUAUGCAUAGCUAUAAGGGCUUAUUUACAAUACUGAGAAAGCCAUUAAUUCUUACACCCUAGAUUUUAUCAUUAGGGCUUUUGACUGUAAUGUAUGACAGAGAAAGCAGCCUGCCACUGUCUAUUCAUUUGUUUGUUUGUUUGUUUUUAUCUUAGAACAGACUGAAAAAAGUUAAAAGACUUAUAGGCCUAUAGGAAUAAGUGGUCAGGGUUAGGGUUAGGAAAGAAAAGAAAAGGUUAGGCAAAGAAAGAAAUACAAUAUUAUGGUCACUGUCAACACCUAAAGUAUAAUAAUAAUAAUAAUAAUAAUAAUAAUAAUAAUAAUAAUAAUAAUAAUAAAAAAGACCCUGAUAAUAAAUACAUGGGCCUUAAGCAACAGUCCAAUUCCACACCACCCCCCACCCCAUCCAUUUUUCUUUGCUAUAAUGUAUAUGGGAUAAAAAUGAAAAUAUCUGUAAAAUGUUUACAUUUUACUACAAUUCUGCACCUGAAAUAUUUAAAGGAAAGUGUAAAACAACUGAACAGACUAUUGUUUAAUUUAAAUGAAGUCUCAAAAAAGGGAAUCAUGACAUAAACAGCUACCAAAUAAACACAUGCAUUAUCAAAUAAAUCAAACUGUCUAUGUGGACUGUUUUGAAAUGUAAAAAAAAAAAAAUAAUAAUAAAAAAAUAAAUAAAUAAAAAAAAAAUUGAGAAACAAUUUAGGUAUGUGGUCAAUACUUGUGUUUGUUAAUGCAGACAAAAACAGCUUCCUCUUUACAAAAGAGAAUAUGGCUUCCAUAUAAUUUGUAAGUGGGGGAAUUUAAAUUGUGAUAUGUAUUUAAAAAAAAAAAAAAAAGUAAUAAUAAUUACAAAAUUAUAAUAAUAAUAAUAAAAUACUGAAUAUAACAGAUGAAAUAUUGAUAUAUGUUUGAAAUACAAUAAACUUCACAUUCACUGUUGUGAGUGCGUAUCCAUAUACCCAUUGUAAACUUUGUGUUUGUUUCAGUGUAUACUUGUAGUAGGCUUGAUGUAACGUCAUGUUGUGUGAUGAAAGAAAUAAUGACUCUCAAAUACAGUUUAAUCAGGAAAAAAAAAAUAAAAUUGGAUUUGAAAAACA